GAACGUUUGACAGAGGGGUUCCAGAAUGGCGGGCCAGUAAUUCGUCUGAUCGCAUUAGCGGCAAUCUCCGCGGCCGCUACCAAGGCAGCAUCCGCAAGACGGGUUCCCAAAGGGGGGUUACGCUUUCGACGGGGCUCAUUAACCUCUUUUUUCUCUGCUGCAUUGAACGUUAAUUGAGGAAUUGAUUGGGCGAAGCCUUAUAUUCGUACCCCGUCUCUGAAGUGAGGGAUGUUAUUUGGAUGCUUUCGAUUUUUGUGUAUCAUCCGCCCCAGCGUGUGGCAUUCGCAUGUUCUUUCCACUUCAGUUCAGGCCAAGACGUACCAUCAAGGAUCAUGAAAUUGCCCAUCCGGAUUUCGAUCGGACAGCUUCGAAUCUGCUGGAAUUGCCCCAAAGAUUGAGAGGUCAUACCUGUCGUUCGAAGAAAAUCAGAUGCGAUGGCAAGCAGCCAACCUGGCCGCAAGGGCGUCCGAGUCUGUGCGGGCUAUAAUCGGAAGACGGUCCUCUUGAACCGAACGAAGGCCGACGUUAGGAAACGCACUCCCGGUUUCCGCAACCACCUUAUAACGCAUCAUAAAGAGCUAUAUGCAGAAUCACCCGAGUUAGUGGCCCUUGGACUCCAUCAGAUCACCGGGUCUGAACCAUCGCAGACUCAUUCUCAUUCUUAUUUGAGCCUACGUUUUACAACAUCUGAGGUCUGCCUGAUCCCUCAGCCUGUGGGUUCCUUCUCUUGGAUAGACCAAGAUCACUACCUCCCAUACUCUGUGUCUCUGUCUCGGGGAAGUCGAAGAUCUCUCGUGGCGAUGACGACAGAUAUCCAUGCCCGGUUAUUGGCAAUGUCAGCACUGGGACGGACUGGCCAUGUUGAGAACGAGGAUUCACAUAUUUAAUGUGGAUCGGAGCUCUACGUCGCUGCCGUAGGCUGGUUACGACAGAGCUUGAGUGGUCCACCAGUAUUGCAGUUCUCUUUACCAUCUUGCUUCUGACGCUGUAUGAGUUGUUCGAUUUCGGAUGCGAGUUCAGCCGGGGAUGGCUGACUCACCUCAACGCUAUUGGCAACAUUUUCGUGAUCCUUGACCCUUCGAAUGUUGCUCAGGCGUCAUAUUAUCAGCUCUUUUCAUUCUAUCGUACCAUCGAAGGGGGUAGAAUAUCGGGGAGUCCCGCGUUACAUCUGAACUCUUAAAGAAAUUAGACAAUAACCGAAGGCAAAUGGAAAUAUCUUAGUAGCUUCAGGGGAAAUAAAUCAAACGAGAUGCUACAGUUUGUGUGGAUGAAAGUCAAGUAGCCUAUAACAAGUCAGAUGGAUGCAAGCCUUACUCUCUCUAAGGCUACAUAAAUUACAUAGCUCUUCAUGCAUAGCUAGGGAUCCGUAAUAGUUUCUUUGUAU
This is a messenger RNA of Pseudomassariella vexata, 1384 nucleotides long. RefSeq lists its product as uncharacterized. NCBI's taxonomy places the organism in Eukaryota, Fungi, Ascomycota, Sordariomycetes, Amphisphaeriales, Pseudomassariaceae. Bases 435 to 887 code for a protein of 150 amino acids. The record is from RefSeq and is a predicted model, not a curated record. The transcript has a single exon.